CUACUCCCUCUCGGGCAGUCGAUCUCGUCGUAGAAUACUUCUUUUCGCGGACGAUUCAUCUCCUUCUGCUCGAUCCUUGAUUAUUCUUCAUGCAUUCUUUCCGCUCGAAUUCACGGUGUAACCUUCUUUUUGGCGUUCUACUUUCUCUGGAAUCUUGAGGAGUCCGUGGGUUCUUAAAAUCUUUGAUUUCUGAACAGGAAUAAGUCGAGAGCAUAUCGAUGCUUCCCUUCUAUUUAUACGAAUCGAAAUCUUCCGAAGUAGAAGUACCCUUUUGAGCCAUACAAGGCCAUCGAUCAUCAAAUACAAGCAACCAAAGUGAGAGUAAAGGUGCAUGACUCUGCGCUUAAACGUACCCAUGAAGGCAGCAGAUAAGUCGGUGAGAGUGACACAUGUUCUUGUCUGGGCUGGGUGGUUCAUGACCUCAGUGCACUUUGGUUUAUCAUCUACGUCUAUAAAGAAGAUCCUCUUCCCAUCCUCCUCCUCUGCUCUAGCUUGGGAUCUCAGCACUCGCAAGAAAUGGCAGAGAAGAUUGCCACGGUGAUGAUAAAGGUCGAUCUUGACUGCUGCCUCUGCUCCAAGAAGAUUAAAAAAGCUAUAUGCAAGCUCCAAAAACACUACAAGAUCCAGUCCAUCGCCUACGAUGAGAAGGACGACACUGUGACGGUCUCCGGCCCCUUCAAUCCCGACUGCUUCAUCAAGAAGCUCUGCUGCCUCGCCUCCAAGGUGAUCAAAGACAUCCAGAUCAAGCCGGACAACCCGCCACCCGAACCGGAACCGGCUCCUCCCCCACCCGAACCGGCCCCUCCUACACCCGAACCUCCGCCGCCUCCUGGGCCCGAACCACCGCCGCCUCCUGGGCCCGAACCACCGCCGCCGCCCGCGCCCGAACCACCGCCACCUCCUGCUCCUGAACCGCCGCCGCCACCGAAGCCCGACCCGACCCCGCCCCCCGAUGUGGUGGUGAAGGCGCCUAUGUGGGCUUUCCGGACCCCGGUGUGGCCGGUCUGCUGCCACCAGCCGUGCCCCUGCUACGAGCCGCGCUACGGGUCCUGCCGCUGCUGCUCCUGCGGCCUGGUGACAGACGAACCGCCUCCACCAGCCAUGUACUACGGCGGCCCUCCGUGUUACGAGGUACAGGGCUACAAGAUCGUCUGCGAAGAGGAGCCUCCCUACGGCUGCUCCAUCAUGUAAUUACCUACGCAUUAUGUGUGUGUGUGUGUGUGAUAGAUAUGAUAAUGUGUGAGUGUGUGUGAUAGAUAUGAUAAUAAACACAUUUACAUAUGUGAUUUAUAAUAUUGUAAGGAAAACAUAACUAAUGGUGAUGGGGUGAAGCGUUCGUGCCAUUGAGAUCGAACGCUGUGCGUAUC
Messenger RNA from Musa acuminata AAA Group (dessert banana), 1367 nucleotides. RefSeq names its product protein PYRICULARIA ORYZAE RESISTANCE 21-like. The transcript is spliced from 4 exons. The record is from RefSeq and is a predicted model, not a curated record. Lineage: Eukaryota; Viridiplantae; Streptophyta; Magnoliopsida; Zingiberales; Musaceae. The coding region runs from base 517 to 1191 and encodes 224 amino acids. Gene Ontology annotation, biological process: regulation of defense response to fungus.